Molecule: messenger RNA, 1833 nt
Organism: Pocillopora verrucosa
Lineage: Eukaryota; Metazoa; Cnidaria; Anthozoa; Scleractinia; Pocilloporidae
Product: ATP-sensitive inward rectifier potassium channel 11-like
Biological process (GO): potassium ion import across plasma membrane; regulation of monoatomic ion transmembrane transport
Cellular component (GO): plasma membrane
Molecular function (GO): inward rectifier potassium channel activity
Source: RefSeq, a predicted model, not a curated record
UCGUGUAUAUAUAGAAAAAAAUUACUCAGGUCUUCCAACACAAGAACUUCUUUGAGUUGUUAAUAAGGCACAAACGUAUUUGUUAAAGUCUGUCGUCACAUCCGGCGCUAGAUCGGGAUUUCACUGUUAUUCACCGUAAAAUUCCGACCACGUUGAUUCCAUCUAAUUCUGUAUUCAACAUUACUUGACAGCGGAGUUUAACUUUCUUCCACUUUCGGAUCACAAACGCUUUUAAAGUACGACCUUGCUUGAAAUGACUCUAUUAUUCAACUUUACUCUCUCCUAAAAGCAGCAGCAGUCCUACAUCUACAAGCAAAUAUUUUUUUUCUCUGAUCGUCAUCAAAGUGAAGCGGUCAUCUUCUCGUUUAACGUGUAACAGGUAGGAGGAGCACCAGUUUGUUCUUUACGAGCAUAGCGAAGGAGUCAAAGUCAGGAUCGCCGGAUUGCGAGUAACGUAUUCUUGAAGCACUCGGUUGCACGUCUCCCCAAAGUUAUGGCGUACAUUAUGAAACCGAUACCCAAAAGAAAAUUGGAUUGUCGUGAUCUCAGUUAUCCAGAUUUCUCGCUAACAAAGAGUUACACUCUCCCAUCAAAGGCCAAUCGGUUGAUACAAAAAAGUGGCAAAGUGACUCUGCAGCCCUCCAGAGUACCUCAGAUGAAAAAGCUCACCAUGAGUGAUUUUUUCACGACCUUCGUCGAGGCCAAUUGGUGUUUGGUGAUUGGGAUGUACUUGGUUGUUUUCAUCUUCAGCUGGGCAUUUUUCGGCACAGUUUGGUUUGCGAUCUUUUGGCUCCGGUUUCGGUUCGAUAGUGGGGUCACUUGCGUGGACAAUGUUGAUUCAUGGACCUCUGCUUUCUUACUCUCUGUGGAAACGCAGACUACUAUUGGUUAUGGCGGUCGACAGAUAACCCCUCAAUGCCCUGAGGCCGUGGUCUGCCUUCUUCUCCAGUCUCUCGCUGGCUUCCUCUUAACUACGUCGCUCCUUGGCUUUUUUUUCGCAAAACUCUCCCGCGCUAAUCCCAGGAGCAAAAUGGUCCUGUUCUCGGAGUGUGCAGUCGUGAAGCUACACAACGACCAGUUGGCAUUAAUGUUUCGGGUUGCUGACGCGCGUAAGAGCCAACUGAUAGACGCGACAAUCUCUCUCCACUGCUUUCGCUUUAAGACCGACGAAAAUGGACACGAAGUGUUGAAGUCUCAAAGAAAAAUUCCGAUCACUAUCGAGCAUGAACAGGAGAGCGACGAGCUCAUCAAGCCGUUUCUGCUGAUACCUCUGACAGUAGUGCAUGUCAUUGACAAGCAAAGUCCGCUGUACAAAAUUGGGCCUCAACAGCUGGCGAAUUCCCGGAUGGAAUUCAUCGUUGUGUUAGAAGGUGUAGUGGAAUCAACAGGUAGUGUUAUCCAGGCUAAAACUUCUUACUUGGCGGAUGAAAUUCUUUGGGGUCAGAAGUUUUGCAACAUUUCCCUCUACGACGCGAUGAAGACGGACUUAUCGUCCUUUGACAAAACAACACCAAAGCCAACACCUGAAAUGUCUGCUGAGGAAUACGAACAAUCGAAACGAACACAAACAGAAGUUCAGGAAGACGAGACCGUGACAUCAGAUAGUGAAGAGAAGACUACUGAAAAUGGCGCUUGCAAAAUCUACAUUGAACCAAAUACAGCAUCGUCUACUCAGAGAUUCUACAAUUGUUGCAAAACUAAAUGCAAUUGCGUAACCGUUUAAAGUUAUAAUAUAUGUUCCGAUGUCCUUUAUUCUAUACUAACCAAAAUUUAAAAAAAAAAAACUUUUUUAAGCACAUGUGGUUUUGUUGAGGACAGGCAGCCAUGGCAAAG